AUGGAGAAAGACGAUGAAGUUAAAAAAGAUGAGACACAACAAGAAGAAAACCACGAUGAACAUCUUGACGAUGACGACAACGGCGACAACAAGGAAGGCACUGAAAUCAAGCACAAACUGCCGCAAACAACUUACGUCAGGCUUCGCGGCUUGCCGUACUCGUCAAAAGAAAGCGAUAUCCGGGCAUUUCUUGAUGGUAUUCCGGUCACUUCGAUUACAAUGAGUUCUUCCUACAAUGGGCGCCCCAGCGGGGAAUGCUAUUGCGAGUUGACUUCUAAACAAGACGUACUGAAAUCUCUUGACUUUCAUUGCAAAGAAAUGGAAGGAAGAUACAUUGAGAGUAAGUAUAUUCUAGAAACACAUACCAUUCCGUUCAUAUCACUCAGUUGAUA
Molecule: messenger RNA, 392 nt
Organism: Cylicostephanus goldi
Lineage: Eukaryota; Metazoa; Nematoda; Chromadorea; Rhabditida; Strongylidae
Source: the annotation of a GenBank genome assembly